UCUGCCAAAACCUCAAGCUUCCUUUUUGAUCUCAUCGUCUCGUUAACGAUAUAAAAGAAUCAUCCUUUACAUCUUGCAAGGACUUCCUCUGUCUUGGAAUCUUAAAAGCUGCUUGCUGCGCAGAAGAAGCAUUGAAUCUUUUAAUAGUGCGCUUGAUUAAAAACCGUGAAGAUGAAGUUUGGAGUUUUAACACUCUCUUUUGUUCUUAUCCUGGAACUAGUCUUUGGUUCAUUCUUGGUGGAGAAGAACAACCUUAAAGUAACUUCACCUGACACCAUCAAAGGUGUUUACGAAUGUGCCAUUGGUAAUUUUGGAAUUCCAAAAUACGGUGGAACACUUGUUGGAACCGUCGUGUAUCCCAUGUCGAACCAUAAGGGGUGUAAGAGCUUCAGCGAGUUCGGUGUCUCCUUCAAAUCCUCUGCUGGAAGCUUACCAACUUUCCUUCUUAUUGAUCGAGGAGAUUGUUACUUCGCUCUCAAGGCAUGGAACGCUCAACAAGCCGGAGCAGCAGCCAUUCUAGUAGCUGAUAACAAACUGGAACCACUAAUCACAAUGGACACACCAGAAGAAGACAACGCUAAUUUAGAAUAUCUAGAAAAGAUCAACAUUCCUUCAGCACUAAUCAGCAAAUCGUUAGGAGACAGCAUAAAAUCGGCUAUAUCAGAUGGUAACAUGGUCAACAUGAAACUAGACUGGACCGAGUCAGUUCCACACCCAGACGAGCGUGUGGAAUACGAGCUUUGGACCGAUAGCAACGAUGAGUGUGGUAAAAAAUGUGACACACAGAUUCAGUUUCUCAAGAACUUUAAAGGAGCAGCUCAGAUUCUUGAGAAAGGAGGGUACACUCAGUUCACACCACAUUUCAUCACUUGGUAUUGUCCCAAGGCUUUCUUGGUGAGUAAACAGUGUAAGUCUCAGUGUAUCAACCAUGGAAGGUACUGUGCUCCUGAUCCUGAGCAGGAUUUCACAAAAGGGUAUGAUGGAAAAGAUGUUGUUGUUCAGAAUUUGCGUCACGCUUGUGUGUUUAGAGUUGUUAAUGAGAGUGGUAAGGCGUGGAAAUGGUGGGACUAUGCUACUGAUUUUUCUGUUAGGUGUCCCAUGAAGUAUAACAAGUAUACAAGUGAAUGUGCUGAUGAAGUUAUUAAGUCACUUGGAAUUGAUGUUGAGAAGGUGUACUUGUGUAUGGGAGACACUGAAGGAGAUGUGGAGAAUCCAGUUCUUAAAGCAGAACAGGAGUCACAGGUAGGCAAAGGUUCUCGUGGAGAUGUUACUAUCCUCCCAACACUUGUGGUGAACAACAGGCAAUACAGAGGUAAGUUGGAGAAAGGAGCAGUGCUGAAAGCUAUAUGCGCAGGGUUUCAAGAGUCAACAGAACCAGCCAUAUGUUUAACUGAAGAUCAAAACACCAAUGAGUGUUUAGAAAACAAUGGUGGAUGCUGGCAAGAUAGAGCUGCUAACAUCACUGCAUGCCUGGACACUUUCAGGGGAAGAUUGUGUGAGUGCCCUACUGUUCAAGGUGUCAAGUUUGUUGGUGAUGGUUACACUCACUGUAAAGCUUCUGGAGCUUUGCGCUGUGGAUUCAAUAAUGGAGGAUGCUGGAGAGAAACCAGAGGUGGCUACACAUACUCUGCUUGCACUGAUGAUCAUUCAAAUGUUUGCAAAUGCCCUCCUGGUUUCAAGGGGGAUGGUGUAAAGAGCUGCGAAGAUGUGGAUGAGUGCAAAGAGAAACUGGCUUGCCAGUGCCCAGAGUGUAAAUGCAAAAACACAUGGGGAAGUUUUGAAUGCAGCUGCAGGAAGGGUUUUUACUUGCGUGAGCAUGAUACUUGCAUUGGAGCAUUUGGAGUAAUGAAGCUAGGCUGGAGCUUUGUGUUGAUACUCUUACUAGCGUUAACUGCUGCGACUCUUUCAGGAUAUGCUAUUUACAAAUACAGAAUCAGGCAUUACAUGGACUCGGAGAUUCGGUCGAUCAUGGCGCAGUACAUGCCUCUGGACAGCCAGCCCAACAAUACUGAAACUCAUAUGGACUUUUGA
Eruca vesicaria subsp. sativa (arugula) is the source of this 2031-nucleotide messenger RNA. The record is from the annotation of a GenBank genome assembly. NCBI's taxonomy places the organism in Eukaryota, Viridiplantae, Streptophyta, Magnoliopsida, Brassicales, Brassicaceae.